This is a messenger RNA of Heterobilharzia americana, 618 nucleotides long. The record is from the annotation of a GenBank genome assembly. NCBI's taxonomy places the organism in Eukaryota, Metazoa, Platyhelminthes, Trematoda, Strigeidida, Schistosomatidae.
AUGUUGGUGGUCUGCUGUCCACGCAUUCUCCUUAGCCUUCCGUUUGCUGAACAGUGCGUUGAACUGCACCCACACUUCUCACCUACUGGCCCUGAAACAAAAUCUCCCCCUCUGUUUGAUCGCUUGGAUUGUGUCCACCAGUGUAUACACUAUUUCGUACCGUUAAAUUUUCUGCUUCCGCAGUGCGACUCAAAAGAAUCCACUCAAUCUGGUCAAAAGCCAGCAGCGGUCAAUUUCAAAUCAUUAACCAUUGAGCCUCCUUUGGCUUUAGGGUCGCUAAGAGGACCAUCCAGUUACAAAUCAAGUAGAAGGAAAACAUUCUUAACAGACUCUGUCAGGACAAAUCAGUCUACAUACAGAACUGACGCAUCUGAAUCUUCUGAUGAUCUGAUAAGCAGUAAGACUGAUUUGCUGUCAACACCGGUAUCUAAACCACAGCCGUGUGUUCGAACUACUUACAGUCACUACAAGUGGUCUGUUUUAUUACGAGCUAAACGCCAAGCGGAUGAUCUUCGACUCAAGUUUUGCAAAGAACGUUCCUCAGAAAGUUGCGCAAACUGUCAUGUUGGACAACUUCUGUCUGCGGGAGCACGUUUUGCGAAACAUAAAUAUACAUAG